CUUCCUUCACACGGCUCCUGUCGCAGACAUCUACUACGCCAACAACAACAGGCUGACGACAGUCACCUGCGAUUUGCAAGCAUGGCGAUCGCAUCAGCUACGGCUGCCGAGAAGGGCAAAUCCGACCCUAUCGUCACGCGGAUUGCCAACGAGGACAAGAAGAUGUUCUACCAGAAGCCGAACCUCUUGUUCCUCUAUCUGAUGCUCUUCCCGACAUGCAUGGGCAUCGAGCUGACGUCCGGGUUUGAUUCCCAAAUGAUCAACGCCCUUCAGAUUGUUCCGGCCUGGGACGAGUAUUUCGACAAACCCCAAGGCUCGCUCAAAGGCAUUAUUGCCGCCUCCUACUCGCUCGGUGCCAUCUUGUCGCUGCCCUUCAUCCCCAUCAUCAACGACCGCUUCGGCCGCCGCUGGUCCAUCUUCGGCGGCUCCCUCGUCAUGGUCUGCGGCGCCAUCAUCCAGGGAUUCGCACAGCACGUCGCCAUGUACAUCAUCGCGCGCAUGAUUCUCGGCUUCGGCAUCCCGACGUGCAUCGUCUCAGGCUCCUCGCUGAUCGGCGAACUGGCGUACCCCAAGGAGCGGGCCGUGCUGACCUCUCUGUUCAACGUCUCCUAUUUCAUCGGACAGAUCGUGGCCGCCGCCAUCUGCUUCGGCACCAACAACAUCACAUCCGACUGGGGCUGGAGGAUCCCUUCGCUCCUGCAGAUCUGCCCUUCGCUGCUGCAAAUCACCUUCGUCUUCUUCCUCCCGGAGAGCCCCCGCUGGCUCAUCACGAAGGACCGAGGCGAGGAGGCCCGGGCGAUCCUGGCCAAGUACCACGGAGAAGGCGACCGCGGCGAGGAGUUUGUUGCGGCCGAAUUUGCGCAGAUGCAGGCCACCAUCCGGCUCGAGAUGGAGACGUCCAAGAAGUCGUGGAUGGACCUUGUCAGGACGCCCGGCAUGCGUCGCCGUCUGCUGAUCAGCUCCAUGCUCGGCCUGUUCACGCAGUGGUCCGGCAACACGCUGAUCUCGUACUACCUGGGCGACCUGCUGAAGAUGAUCGGCUACACCGAGACCAUCUGGAUCCAGAAGAUCAACGUCAGCAUUGCCUGCUGGAGCUUGUUCUGCGGCGUCGUCGUCUCCCUGCUCGUGGUCCGGAUCCGCCGCCGCGUCAUGUACCUGAUGUGCACCUGCAGCCUGCUCCUCUGCUACAUCGCCUGGACCAUUUCGAUGCAGAAGGCCCAGACCGGCAAGGAGACCGGCCACAUCAACAACGCCGCCAACGUCGCCACGCUCUUCUUCAUCUACGCCUACUCGCCCUGCUAUAACAUGGGCUACAAUGCCUUGACCUACACCUACAUGGUCGAAGUUUGGCCGUACGCCGAGCGCUCCAGCGGCAUCGCCAUCUUCCAGCUGUUCGGCCGUCUCGCUGGCUUCUUCACCACCUUUGUCAACCCCAUCGGCCUCAAGGACGUCGGUUGGCGCUAUCUCAUCUCGUACUGCGCCUGGCUAGCCUUCGAAGUGGUUUUUGUCUACUUCAUGUUCCCCGAGACCUUCGGCCGCACCUUGGAAGAGCUCGCCUUCAUCUUCGAGGACAAGGCGCUCGCGGACAAGGCCGUUGCCGCGGUCGAGAAGGUGGUUAACCACGGGGAGGGCUACGAGAGGCCCAGCGGGGAGCAAAAGAGCCCUACCGCUGAGGCCAGGGAGCAUACCUCUGCCGUCUGAGCAGCCUACCAUGGUGAUGAUAUGGUUGUGGAGUACCUGACUGUGUUACCUUACUUCCUGAUCGUUAGUCCCAGGUUGUUUGAGGGGAGUGCUUGAACAAAUUGAGAUCUUUCGGGUCGACUUAGGGGUUGUACUAUCCGAAAGUUGUCGUCAGGUCUCAUGGGUUCCCUUCCCUUACUGGCAGUAAAGAUGUGUUAUGGUACUCUAAGACGAAUCUAACCUGCACCAUGAAGCUCUAAGUUAGCGUCUCUGAGUAAUUCCACGGAAUGGUCCCCUGCGUAA
Chaetomium strumarium is the source of this 1983-nucleotide messenger RNA. Its product is annotated as general substrate transporter. The record is from RefSeq and is a predicted model, not a curated record. Gene Ontology annotation, biological process: carbohydrate transport; transmembrane transport. The transcript has 4 exons. Gene Ontology annotation, molecular function: carbohydrate:proton symporter activity. The coding region runs from base 82 to 1701 and encodes 539 amino acids. Gene Ontology annotation, cellular component: membrane. NCBI's taxonomy places the organism in Eukaryota, Fungi, Ascomycota, Sordariomycetes, Sordariales, Chaetomiaceae.